AUCACAUUCACAAACUGAAACAGAAUGAUUUGAUUGGAGCGACUGACUGAAGAGCCUGGAUUAUGGAUUUGCAGACAACAAGAUGAAAUUGGACCACAGAACUGGAUGUAUUACAAAGACGAAGGAAAAUAAAAAGGACUGUCUUUGGUACUGAGUCUGAGUCAUGGAUAGCAAUGGAAGAUUUACCAAAUUCCGGUGGAUCUGCAUUGUGAUUGGACUGAUAUUCUCUGUGGCGGACAUUGGAUCAGAUUUAUUAGUGAGCCGGCAGUAUUUUAAAGAAGAAAAAUACAUUUGGUUUGCCCUGACUCUUUCAUUCAUCAUCAUCGCAUCUCUGUGCACACACGUUUUCAGCUACGUGUGGUUUAAGGAUGACAGGGAAAAUGAAGAGCUGCCUAAGGCUUGUCUGGUCGUGGUGCAUCUGCUGCAGCUGGGCUUCUUUACACGGUACUUCAAGCUGCUGAAAGCCAGCUUUAAGUCUGUUUGGCUUCAGGACUUCGAGCCAAACUCAAUGACUCUGCAUCUUUUUGGUCUGGCAGCAGAUCUGAGCAUGUUGCGCCUGCUUGAGACAUUUCUGGAGAGCGUUCCUCAGCUUAUCCUGCAGCUCUACAUCAUUCUCCAGUACCAACAUGCAUCCGUCAUACAGUAUAUUAGCAUGGUCGUCUCCUUCCUCAACAUUGCAUGGACCACAGUGGAUUACUGGCGCUGUUUACGCAGAUCCCUGCCCAACACCUUGGAGAUGCCCAGUGGGUUCCCCAUGGCCGUAUACCUGCUCUAUAAAGUUUUAACCAUAUCAGCCCGUAUACUGAGCCUGACUCUGCUCAUCAUGCUGCACAUUUACAGUAUCCUGGCAAUGGUCUUGAUAUGGCUGGUGGGCACUGUGUGGGCUCAUGUGAUAAAGACUGAUUUCUGCACUUCGCUGUGUCUGGAGUAUUUCUACAGAGGAAUUGUUGGGUUUAUCCUCAUUUUUACCUUCUUUAAUUUACAAGGGAAAAAGACAGCACUACCAAUGACUGUUUAUUACAUAAUCAGCACGCUCCUGAACCUCUCAGCUCCCUUCCUUCUGUUUCUAUUCAAGCCCAUGACUUUGGGGUUAGAGUUUUUUUUACCUGUCAUGGCAUUCAUUGUGGUGGCUAACGCAAUGGGGCUGGUGUUUCUGGUUCUGUAUUACACCGCCUUACACCCAAGAAUCAACAGAAUUCCGGAUGAGGUGGAUGCACCUGGAUUCAGUCUGCGUGAAACAUUCACAGUAACUCGUAUGAACCGAUUUUUAAACAUCUAACUCCUUCCAAGCUUAUGAAUUAAAAAUGGGCAACACUAAUGUGCAAUUUACAGU
Messenger RNA from Pygocentrus nattereri (red-bellied piranha), 1333 nucleotides. It is a transcript of the gene xkr9, whose product is annotated as XK, Kell blood group complex subunit-related family, member 9. Lineage: Eukaryota; Metazoa; Chordata; Actinopteri; Characiformes; Serrasalmidae. The record is from RefSeq and is a predicted model, not a curated record. Gene Ontology annotation, biological process: apoptotic process involved in development; phosphatidylserine exposure on apoptotic cell surface; engulfment of apoptotic cell. Gene Ontology annotation, cellular component: plasma membrane. The transcript has 4 exons. The coding region runs from base 164 to 1279 and encodes 371 amino acids.